CUCGUGCCUGAUCGGCGACUUUUAGUCCUCUGCUGACAGCAUGCCUCGCUUCACAGCCAGGCUCGGCACAUGUGGUGCCCAUGCGCCACGCCCCCUCUGUGUCUGCUGCUGCCCAGCUCAUGCGCGAGGUGCUCUAGUCGCCAUCGGAGUCCGUGAAGAGCACCGCAAUAUUGCCCCCUGCGCAGGUCGCCAACACUGUGCUUGAAGAAGGCGGCGUCGUGGUCCUCGCCAGCCUCCGCAUUCUUGCCGCACUUCACAGCCCCACUCUCGCCAAGGGCCUGCGCUGGCUGCGGGACGCUGGCCGCAAGAUGCCGUCGGCAUUGGCCCGAGACGUCCGUCCCAUCCAUCCGGCUGCGACACUCCUCAAGCAUCCAGGACUCGCCGACCAAACCCUUCGCCUGGCCGUCUCGGGUCUAACCGACGGCUCCACCAUGGACGACGGCCUGGAGGUAGGGAGCCCCUUGGCUGCAAACGAGUUCGAGGAGUUCGAGCGCGCCUUCUUUCCCGUUGGCGGCUCCGUUUCUGUCGCUCUGGACUACGACGAGGUGGAGGAGUAUGAGCGGGGAUUCCUUCCCGAGGUUGCUGACGAUGUUGGCGAUGUGCAUGGGUUUGCCGAGGUACAGCUUGCGGAUGCACUUACUCGGGACCUCCAGUUUCGGUUCAAAGAAUUGGACAAUUCGGUUGAUGCGAUCCCCACGUGGUGCGGGUUCUCUGUCACAGGGCCUGCCGUCUACGCGGCAGACGUUGACUCGGUCUUUGUGUAUUUCAAUUUCGAUCAUGCGAUGGGCGACAUAACGAGGUUCUACGAGGACUUUCUGGGCGAGGCCCAGGAGUACGUGGGCAGCCUCUUGCUCGAGUUCCGCGCUUGUGUGCAGCUCGUGGUUCAUUACAACGAGUACGACGUGGACAAUGGCGUUCGCAUUUUUGUCUGAGGUUCUAGACGGGUCCGACUCCGAAGGGGGAGUGCCAGGAGGACGGGACCUGCGUCGAGGCGAUGUGCCUCCGGUGAGCGGCACACAGCGCAAGGGUCGGGAGACUUGAGACGGGUGUUCAAUGCAAACGGGGGUCAGCCAGAGCGUCGGACCUUGGAGGAUCCUGCACGGCCAGGGGCUCUCUGACUCGAGCAUGCGUGCAAGAACUUGCAGGAUUCUGCAGGAUCUUGCAGGAUCCUGCGAAGCCUAACUGACCCGAGUUUGCAUGAACCCGGGCCAGUAGAUCCCCGAAGGGGGCACGGGCCGCAGGGAGGAGGAUGAGGACG
Molecule: messenger RNA, 1258 nt
Organism: Prorocentrum cordatum
Lineage: Eukaryota; Dinophyceae; Prorocentrales; Prorocentraceae
Source: the annotation of a GenBank genome assembly